CUUUUUUUUUUUUUCUCGCUCUCUUUUGCAGCUGAGAUCCAAACGCUGAGCAGUUCACAGCAUUUCAGUUCUAAGAUCAACUUUCUGAGUCCCUCACUGCCUGCCAAAUCGUCAGGGCUAUUAGAGUGUGAUUAGAUUGCUUGGCUCUGGACAUAGAAAAUCCUAUCCAGCUGGGCUUGCUCUGGACCUGGGAUGGCUCCGGACACCGGCUGCUUCUUUUUAGUGGCACUCUUUUCAGCCAGCUGUCAAGUCAUCACCUCCUCCGAUCAGAUGUGCAUUGAGAAAGAAGCCAACAAAACAUACAACUGUGAAAACUUAGGUCUCAGUGAAAUUCCUGGCACUCUACCAAACUCAACAAAAUGUUUGGAGUUCAGCUUUAAUUUCUUGCCUACAAUUCAAAAUACGACCUUCAGUAGACUAGUUAAUCUCUCCUUUCUGGAUUUAACCAGGUGCCAGAUUUACUGGAUACAUGAAGAUACUUUCCAAAGCCAGCAUCAGUUAGACACACUGGUGCUGACUGCAAAUCCCCUGAUAUUUGUGGCAGAAACAGCACUGAACGGGCCCAAGGCACUGAAGCACCUGUUCUUCAUCCAAACAGGAAUAUCCAGUCUUGAUUUCAUCCCAGGGCACAAUCUGAAACACCUGGAAAGUCUGCAUCUCGGGAGCAACCAUAUUUCCUCCAUUAAGCUCCCCAAAGACUUCCCUGCAGAGAAGCUGAAGGUCCUAGAUUUUCAGAAUAACGCGAUCCAUUACUUGUCUACAGAAGAUGUGGGCUCUCUACAGCUAGCCACUGAUCUAAACCUUAACUUAUGUGGGAAUGACAUCACAGGGAUAGAGCCCGGGGCUUUCAAGUCAACCGUCUUCCAAAGUUUAAACUUCGGAGGGACUCUCAAAUUGCUCGGUAUCUUCCAGGGCUUGCGGAACUCCACGGUCGAGUCUCUCUGGCUGGGAACGUUUGAGGACAUUGACGAUGGUGACGAACUCAGUUCCGCCAUGUUUGAGGGUCUCUGUGAAAUGUCCGUUGAGAGCAUCAACCUACAGAAGCAUCACUUCCUCGACAUUUCCUCCAACACAUUCCACUGUUUCACCGGCCUCCGGGAACUGGACCUCACAGCCACUCACCUGAAAGAAUUGCCCGCUGGGAUUGUGGGCCUGCGCAAGCUCAAGAAACUAGUUCUCAGCGCAAAUAAGUUUGAGAAUCUGUGCCAAAUCAGCGCCGCCAACUUCCCCUCCCUUACACAUCUUUCCAUCAAAGGCAACACAAAGAGACUUGACCUUGGUACUGGCUGUUUAGAAUACUUGGAAAAUCUGCGGGAGCUUGAUCUCAGCCACGACGACAUCGAAACUUCUGAUUGCUGCAACCUGCAACUCAAAAACCUGUCUCACUUACAAAACCUGAACAUGAGCUACAAUGAACCCCUGGGCCUCAGGAGUGAAGCCUUCAAAGAAUGCCCUCAGCUAGAACUCCUGGAUUUAGCGUUCACCCGAUUGCGUGUGAAUGCUCCACAAAGUCCCUUCCAGAACCUCCAUCUUUUGAAGGUUCUAAAUCUCUCCCACUGCUUCCUUGACACCAGCAACCAGCAACUCCUCAAUGGCCUGCCAGCGCUCCGCCAUCUAAACUUACAGGGAAAUCAUUUUCCAAAUGGAAAUAUCCAAAGAACAAACCUACUUCAGACCCUGGGAAGCCUAGAAAUCCUGAUUUUAUCACUCUGCGAUCUCUCCUCCAUAGACCAGCAAGCCUUCCUCAGCCUUAAGACAAUGAGUCAUGUAGACUUGAGUCAAAACAAGCUGACAUCCAGUAGCAUUGAGGCCCUUGGUCAUCUUAAGGGGCUCCACCUCAAUCUCGCCUCCAAUCACAUUAGCGUCAUCCCAGCCAAUCUCCUCCCCAUCUUGUCCCAGCAGAGUACCAUUAAUUUAAGACAAAAUCCCCUUGACUGCACUUGCUCAAACAUUUACUUUAUAGAAUGGUACAAAGAAAACCUGCAGAAGCUUGAGGACGAAGAGGACACUCUUUGCGCAAAUCCCCCAUUGCUGAGGGGAGUCAGGCUGUCUGAAGUCACGUUGUCCUGUGGUAUCACAGCUGUGGGCAUUUUCCUUCUCAUUGUGGUCUUGCUCUUGUUCGCUGUCUUGGUGAUUUUCGCCGUGAAAUAUUUCCUCAGGUGGAAAUACCAACACAUUUAGCUCAAGGUUUCCAGAGAACACAGAUGAAUGUGUUUAGCAAACUUGCCC
This is a messenger RNA of Acomys russatus (golden spiny mouse), 2229 nucleotides long. RefSeq names its product CD180 molecule (gene Cd180). Gene Ontology annotation, cellular component: extracellular matrix. Gene Ontology annotation, biological process: cellular response to lipopolysaccharide; positive regulation of lipopolysaccharide-mediated signaling pathway; B cell proliferation involved in immune response. Bases 193 to 2181 code for a protein of 662 amino acids. Gene Ontology annotation, molecular function: protein binding. Lineage: Eukaryota; Metazoa; Chordata; Mammalia; Rodentia; Muridae. The transcript has 3 exons. The record is from RefSeq and is a predicted model, not a curated record.